AUGGGGUGUUUUGGCAAGCGUCACCGUAAAAAGAAAGAAAACAAAUAUAAAAAACGACCAGCUCCUACCAAUGGAGGUACCUAUUCUACCAAUAAAGCUAAUCGCGGUGGAGCUAGCAAAAACAAUUACAGCGGCAACAGAGAUGGUGGGAUGGUCAUUAUGACUAGAAUGGCUGCUACUGCUGCUAAAGUCACUGUUUCCAGUCGCAGCAAAGCUUGUGGCAGAGGGGGUGGAGGUUGUGGCGGCGGCGGCUGCGGCGGAGGGGGUGGAGGUUGUGGCGGCGGCGGCGGCUGCGGCGGAGACAUGCAACAGGAACACAUGGGGGUGGGACAUGACAUCGAAGGUGGCAAUUUUGAGGAUGGAGGCGCAGGAGAUUUCAAUGGUGGGGGAGGGGAUACUUUUGCUGAUGUAGGAGGAUCAGAUUUUGGCGGUGGUGGAGCUGGGUCUGAUUUUGGUGGUGGAGGUGGUGGCUGUGAUUCUGGUGGUGGUGGAGCUGGAGGUGGAGGAGGGGGUGGCGGCGCUGGCGGCUGUUGA
This is a messenger RNA of Hevea brasiliensis (rubber tree), 534 nucleotides long. RefSeq lists its product as uncharacterized. The record is from RefSeq and is a predicted model, not a curated record. Lineage: Eukaryota; Viridiplantae; Streptophyta; Magnoliopsida; Malpighiales; Euphorbiaceae. Bases 1 to 534 code for a protein of 177 amino acids. The transcript is spliced from 2 exons.